Messenger RNA from Vittaforma corneae ATCC 50505, 1491 nucleotides. RefSeq lists its product as uncharacterized. Gene Ontology annotation, cellular component: endoplasmic reticulum membrane. The transcript has a single exon. Gene Ontology annotation, molecular function: zinc ion binding. Bases 1 to 1491 code for a protein of 496 amino acids. The record is from RefSeq and is a predicted model, not a curated record. Lineage: Eukaryota; Fungi; Microsporidia; Nosematidae.
AUGGACUCUGGUGCUGCAGAAACUACUGCACAAAACGAAAAAACUUGCAAAAUAUGCCAUUCGGCUUGCAACGAGGAAUCUCCGUAUAUCCAUCCAUGUAAAUGCAAAGGAUCUCUAAAGUUUAUCCAUGUCGAAUGCUUGAAUGAGUGGUUAAAGCUCACAAAAACAAAGAAAUGCGAUAUUUGCAACUAUUCUUUUAGAUUUGAGAAGAAAUUUAAAAUAGGAACGCCAAAGAACGUGCCAUUCUAUUACAUCCUUCUUUUUGCUCUCAAGGGAGUGCUCCACGGGGCUAUCAAUAUUUUUUGCUUCUUGUACUCAUCGCUCAAGUUUCUGGUUAUCUUUGCUUUUAACUCUACAAUAUGCCAGAAAUAUGUGCAUUCAACCACAUCCCUCUAUUCUUCAUUCUUCAUUGGCCUUCUAUUUACUCUUGUCAAUCUUCUGCACUCAAUGCUCAUCAAUAUGGCCCUUAAGUGCAUCUCUUCAUUUCGUGCACGAAUGCAGAGUAGUAUUGUUCUUCAGAACCUAGUUGCUGAUAUCUCAAGCAGAUCUGUUGACGACACCACUAUUUCAAUGCGAAGCCAUGCAGAGCAAGACAAUUCAGACUCUGGCGAAAUUGACGAACAGAUUCUUGAGCCUUUCAGUAUAACAUUAGAGGCCAAUCUAAACGACGUUUUCUUUAGAAGUCCAACAAUAGCUAACAUCAAGUCUGACUUGAAGAUUGUGGGGCAUCUUUGCAUCUUUUCUGCCGUCUAUCCAUUUGUUUACUACUUUUCAUCCGUUUUCAGAUACAUUCUGACACUUAUUGAUUGCAGAAUCGGAUUGUCAGAUAUAGUGUAUAGGCUAGCUCCGAAGAUGUUUGACUUUAUGUCGAUGAUUCACAUCAGGGCGUUUUUUUUCAGGAUGUCGGGUGUUGCUUCAUUUUUCAUCUUUUUGAUUUUCAUCUUCUACAAUUUGAAGAUCACCAUGUCCUCACAGAUAGUCAAAAACAUUUAUUAUCUCAUAAAAUGGUACUUCAUCACCGUUAUUUCUAGAUUUUUUGUUAUCUGCACUGUUGGUGUAUUGUCGCACUUUUCAUUUUCUGCAGCCUUCAACUGUGAAGUACCAAUCUUCGCAUUUUCGCAGCCUUGGCUUUCGGUUGUCGUCCAUUUUGUAUUAGGCAGCAUCUUUACAUACAUGUGCAGAGACCUGGAGCAAAAGCUAAUAAAGAAAUAUCGGCCAGGAUUGAUACCCAAGGUAUUCAAGGACGAAUCAUUCUCUUGCCUCGUUGACUAUUGCUGUAACCUCACAGCAAGACAGUUCAUCUUCCGAACGGCUGGCAGCUUUCUUGUAAUAUCUGCACUUCCCUUUUCGAUAUUCUGCCUGUCGCGGAUUCACCUUGAUUUUAGCUUUGAAACCAACGAUGAACUGUGGUCGUUCUUCUAUCUUAAAUCAGUCCUACUUCUCUUCAGGAAUGGCUCCUCGAUCACGAAAUUUCUAUCAAAUCCUGUUUGA